Molecule: messenger RNA, 3232 nt
Organism: Populus euphratica (Euphrates poplar)
Lineage: Eukaryota; Viridiplantae; Streptophyta; Magnoliopsida; Malpighiales; Salicaceae
Product: CCR4-NOT transcription complex subunit 3-like
Exons: 17
Coding region: 158-2848 (896 amino acids)
Biological process (GO): regulation of DNA-templated transcription
Cellular component (GO): CCR4-NOT core complex; nucleus
Source: RefSeq, a predicted model, not a curated record
CUCACCUCAACCAGCACAGCAUAGCAGAAGGGAAAAAAAAACCCUAAAAAUAAAGCACGCGAACAGAUACUCAAUUCCUCAUUUUCGAAAUAAAAUUGAAUGAUAGUAAAAGCAAAGACAGCAGCAACUGACCCGAAAGUGAUCAGAUUGCAGUAGAAUGGGAGCAAGUCGCAAGCUACAAGGCGAGAUCGAUCGCGUUCUCAAGAAAGUUCAAGAAGGAGUCGACGUUUUUGAUAGUAUCUGGAACAAGGUUUAUGAUACAGAUAAUGCGAAUCAAAAGGAGAAGUUUGAGGCAGACUUGAAGAAGGAAAUCAAGAAACUGCAGAGAUAUAGGGACCAAAUCAAGACAUGGAUUCAAUCCAGUGAGAUCAAGGAUAAGAAGGUUAGUGCAUCUUACGAGCAGGCUCUAGUGGAUGCUCGGAAGACUAUUGAGAAAGAAAUGGAAAGAUUUAAGAUAUGCGAGAAGGAAACAAAGACAAAAGCAUUUUCCAAAGAAGGUUUGGGCCAACAACCCAAAACUGAUCCAAAGGAGAAAGCUAAAUCAGAAACAAGGGAUUGGUUGAAUAAUGUGGUUGGGGAACUGGAAUCUCAGAUUGAUGCCUUUGAAGCUGAGAUUGAGGGGCUCACUGUCAAGAAAGGAAAGACAAGGCCACCCAGACUGACACAUUUAGAGGCAUCCAUCACACGGCAUAAACUUCAUAUAAAGAAAUUAGAGUUGAUCUUGAGGCUACUAGACAAUGAUGAAUUGAGUCCCGAGGAGGUUAAUGAUGUUAAAGACUUCCUGGAUGACUAUGUGGAACGUAAUCAGGAAGAUUUUGAUGAUUUUAGUGAUGUUGAUGAGCUGUACAACUCAUUACCAUUAGACAACUUGGAGUCUCUUGAAGACCUGGUUAUAAUUGGUCCUCCUGGUCUUGGGAAGGGUGCUCCUGCUCAAGUCUUGAAGACUUCUUUGGGAAUAACGGCUCCUCAGGCUCCCCAAACACCUGCCACUGUUGCAUCUCCGCCUCAUCAGAGUGUUGUUGGUCAAGAGCAAGCCAAUGAUACUGCUUCACUAGAUAGUAAUUCUCCUGCCAAAAGUGGUAUGGUUGGUUCUUCAGCUGCAUCAACACCAACUGGGAACCAUGCACCUAUUUCUGUGAAUGUUCAGGUUCAGACAUUGCCUAGUCUUUUAGCAGUUUCUCCCACUCUUCCUGGUUCAUCUUCUGUUCGAGGUGUCUUGGAAAAUGCUGCUUCUGCUAAUCCUUCUCAUGUAACCCUGACCAAUGCUGCCAAUUCUGCAAAGGAUGAAGAAAUUGGCUUCCCUGGCCAUAGAUCAUCAUCACCUUCUCUUGUUGAUACUGGACUAGCAAGGGGCAUUGGUAGAGGUGGCCUCUCUAGCCAGCCCUCAUCUAGUAUCUCCCUCAGUCCUGGUGUAAUUCCUAGUAAUGGAGCUCUUGGUUCAGUACCUUCAGCUUCUGACAUUGCAAAGAGAAAUGUUUUGGGAACUGACGAUAGACUUGGGAGUGGUGGAAUGGUGCAGCCCUCGGCUUCUCCACUAAGUAACCGAAUGAUCUUGCCUCAUGCUAGCAAGGCAAGUGAUGGAACUGGUGCGGUUGAUUCUAGCAUUGCUGGUGAUGCUGCUACUCUGAGUGGCAGAGUUUUCUCUCCUUUGGUCACUGGCAUGCAAUGGAGACCUGGGAGUUCCUUUCAAAAUCAGAAUGAACCGGGCCAAUUUCGUGCAAGAACUGAAAUAGCUCCUGAUCAGAGGGAGAAAUUCUUACAGCGUCUUCAGCAAGUCCAGCAACAAGGUCACAGUAACAUUCUUGGCAUGCCACCUCUUGCCGGUGGGAAUCAUAAGCAGUUUCCCACCCAACAAAACCCACUUUUGCAGCAGUUUAAUUCUCAGAGUUCAUCCAUCUCUCAAGGUAGUUUGGGAAUUGGAGUUCAGGCAGCAGCUUUCAAUACUGUUACAUCUGCUGCCUUACAGCAGCCUAAUUCCAUCAUCCAUCAGCAGGCUAGUCAGCAAGUUGUGAUGUCUAGCAGUGCGAAAGAUGCAGAGGCUGGCCAUCCGUCAGUUGAGGAGCAGCAGCUAAAGCAGAAUUUACCUGAGGAUUCAACCACUGAAUCUGCCCCUACAUCUGGGCAUGGCAAAAGUCUUGUAAAUGAGGACGAACUGACAGCUUCAUAUGCAAUGGAUACUUCUCUGCAGGCUGGAGCAUCUGGUUCCUUGACAGAGCCUGUACAAGUGCCAAGAGAUAUAGAUCUCUCUCCAGGGCAACCCCUACAAUCCAGUCAACCAUCUAGCAGCCUAGGUGUUAUUGGCCGGAGAAGCGUCUCCGACCUUGGUGCAAUUGGUGAUAAUAUCAAUGGUUCUGCUGUAAAUGUUGGGGCAAUCCAUAAUCAGUCAUACAAUUUUGAGAUGCUUGAUGCUGCAUAUCACAAGCUUCCUCAACCGAAAGACUCGGAACGAGCUAGGAGCUAUAUUCCGAGGCACCCUGCAGCAACACCCCCUAGCUAUCCUCAAGUUCAGGCACCAAUGGCAAGUAAUCCUGCAUUCUGGGAACGGUUAAGCAUGGAUAGUGUUGGCACUGACACCUUGUUCUUUGCUUUUUACUACCAACAGAAUACAUAUCAGCAAUAUCUGGCUGCAAAAGAACUGAAGAGGCAAUCUUGGAGAUACCACAGAAAAUACAACACCUGGUUUCAACGGCAUGAGGAGCCAAAAGUUACUACUGAUGAAUAUGAACAGGGGACAUAUGUGUAUUUUGAUUUCCAUGUUGGCAAUGACGAAAAACCAGGAUGGUGCCAAAGAAUCAAGACAGAGUUCACUUUUCAGUAUAACUAUCUUGAAGAUGAACUCAGUGUCUAGAAAAUGAGCAGUACUAGAAAAAUGUUGCCAUUUAACUCUCGAUGAUCGCCUGUGAAAUGACAGCUACUAGUUAAUACAAUUGAGUUUGGCUUCAACGAGGACUCUGAAUUUCGGGUAAUGCUCCGUUAACUGCAGUACACUGGUUAUUGGUUUCCAUGUUUUUCAUUUUUCAGGAAUUUGUAAUUGAAGCUCGAGGCAGGCAUGAUCUUUGCUUCUGAAGCAUAUUAAAUCAAAACCUAGCCUCCCUUCCUUUUCUUUUCUUUUUUCUUUUUAUCAUCUUUUCAAUGUAUAUGAUAAGAAUGUGUGGAGAAAUUUAUGAAAUUGAGCCUCUUGUUACUUCUGAUGCUUGGUUAAUGAGAAUCACUUCAUAAUGUGUUAUCUGUA